AUGCGCUUCUUCACUGCUGUCAUACUCCUUCUCGCUGGCAAAGGCAGAGUGUCUCUCGGGGCGCACACAGAGGCGCACUGCAAAUCCGUCACGUCGACGGCCACGGUCUGCAGCGCCUGCCGCCAGCUAAAGUGCCUCGCCAUCGAGACAAUCACCCUCUUCUUCGACUGCCCAUCUCCUGUGCCAACUACCACCACGGCGUACUCCUGCGCCGAGACCAAGUGUCCAGGCGGGUGUGCGUCCACUUCCUACGAAUUCGUGUCUCCUCCCGCCCGCGUCACUGAGGCGCCGAGAGCUGUCUCGCCCAAGCCCUCGUGCGGAGCCGUCACAUCCACCGGGGUGGUCUGUUCUACUUGCCGUACUCUGGAGUGUGUGUCGACCGAGUAUGUUACUGUUGGCCAUGGAUGUCCUAACCCGCCUGCGACGAGCCGGACUGCAUAUGAGUGCGGUGGGCAUUGCCCUACGGGGUGUGGGAAGACGUCGUACAUUACGGUCGCGACGUCUUUGGCCAAGUAG
Molecule: messenger RNA, 516 nt
Organism: Metarhizium robertsii ARSEF 23
Lineage: Eukaryota; Fungi; Ascomycota; Sordariomycetes; Hypocreales; Clavicipitaceae
Exons: 2
Coding region: 1-516 (171 amino acids)
Source: RefSeq, a predicted model, not a curated record